AUGGAUCAAAAACUAGAGGCUUUGGCAAGAAACAAUACUUGGGUCCUGGUUGAUAAACUACCUGACAAAAACCUCAUUGGUUACAAAUGGGUCUACAAAUUCAAGCACAAACAGGAUGGGACAGUAGAACGACACAAAACAAGGCUGGUUGUGAAGGGUUACACUCAAAUAGAAGAUGUAGAUAAUGCUUUCAUACAUGCAAACCUAGAAGAAGAAAUUUAUAUGGCUUUACCGCAAGGUCUCUUGACUUUUAAGCCUAACCAGGUUCUUGGUUAUUCUCAAAGUCAAGCUGAUAACACCUUGUAUACCAAGAAGACAGAGAAAUCCUUCACCACUUUACUAUUAUAUGUUGACGAUGUAUUGUUAAUAGGAAAUGACAUUUUUGAGAUCAAUAAGGUCAAGCAGUCUCUUCAUGCACAGUUUCACAUUAAGGAUCUUGGAGAAGCCAAGUUCUUUUUGGGUUUAGAAAUUACACGGUCUUGUAAACACAUAGUGGUUAACCAACGCAAAUAUUCCUUGAAACUUUUAUCAGACUCUGGUCUUCUCUACUGUAAGGCAGCAACAACACCUAUGGAUAACUCAGUCAGGUUGGGAGCUACUACUAGCAAACCACUCUCUGAUAUCAACUCCUAUAGAAGAUUGAUAGGAAGACUUCUUUAUCUUACAACUACAAGACUAGACAUAGCUUUUGUGGUGAAUCAACUUAGUCAAUUCUUAUCUGCUCCCACAAACCAACAUCAAGCAGCUGUUCACAAUGUCCUUCGCUAUAUCAAAGGCUCACCUAGGUGUGGCCUUUUCUAUCCAUCAUCAAACACUCACAAGCUCACAACAUACAAUGACUCUAAUUAG
Cajanus cajan (pigeon pea) is the source of this 849-nucleotide messenger RNA. Lineage: Eukaryota; Viridiplantae; Streptophyta; Magnoliopsida; Fabales; Fabaceae. The record is from RefSeq and is a predicted model, not a curated record.